UAAAUAACCGAUGACAAGUCGGCUCUCCGGAAAGGAAUGCAUAUUUAUUUCUGAUUAGAAUCAAUACUUUGACGUAUGUGCCUGAAAAUUGUCAAAAAUGGCAUUCAGAAGUUUUCGGCAAAACUGUUUAUCUUCAGUAUGUGACCCGGUUGGCUUUAUUGGAAGACGAGAAAUUGGUAACACUCAACCAAAUACUUCAUCAGACAAAUUUAUGAGACACAGAACCAGCUUAGCAAAAAACUUGUACAAGAGAGAACUUAAAGCGCAUUAUGGAUGUGUUAAUGCAAUAGAGUUCUCGCACAAAGGAGGACAAUUUAUGUCUUCAGGUGGUGAUGACAGAAGAGUGUUAUUGUGGAACGUUGAGAAAGCCCUGUCAGAUAUAGGUUCUCCUAAGAUAAUGAAAGGAGAACAUAAUAGUAACAUCUUUUGUAUUGCUUUUGAUCGUGACAACAAGAAGAUAUUUUCUGGUGGAAAUGAUGAACAAGUUCUUGUGCAUGACAUUGAAAGUGGUGCCACAUUAGAAGUGUUCAUGCAUGAUGAUGCAAUAUAUGGAUUGACAUCAGACCCUAACAAUGUCAAUGUGUUUGCCAGUGCCUGUGAUGAUGGCAGAAUUUUGGUAUUCGAUAUAAGAGAACCAGCUAGUACAGAUCCAUUUUGUUUGGCAAAUUACACUUCAUCUAUGCAUGCAGUGGCAUAUAACCCAGUAGAACCACGUCUACUGGCAACAGCUAAUGCUAGAGAGGGCAUUGGAUUAUGGGAUAUCAGGAAACCUAAAAGUUGUUUAUUGAGAUAUGGUAGUGGUUUAGUACAACAAAGUUGUAUGAGUGUCUGUGUCAGUAAGAUGGGAGACAGACUAUUAGCACUACGAAGACGUCUACCUCCAGUUUUAUAUGACAUUAAAAGUCCCUUUCCAUUAUGUGAAUUCGACCAUGCUGGGUAUUACAACUCUUGUACAAUGAAAAGCUGCUCAUUUGCUGGAGAUAGAGAUCAGUAUGUAUUGUCUGGAUCUGAUGACUGUAAUCUAUACAUGUGGAAAAUACCUGAUGAUUUAUCAAAAAGACAGUUUGUAAAUGAUGCACACAUGGUAUUACAUGGACAUAGAUCUAUUGUAAAUCAAGUGAGAUUUAAUGCUGCCAAUCAUCUAAUCUUAUCUUCUGGUGUUGAAAAAUCUAUUAAGGUAUGGAGUCCAUUUCCAGUUCCUACGUCAGAAGGAGGAAUAGAUUCCAAUUCUGUGAAGAAGAAUGCAGCUAGACCUGCUUACUCACAUGAGGAAUAUAUCAACCUGGUGUUACAGACUGGUCAUGUGAUGACACAUGAUUAUUCCAGUCAGUCAGUAGAGGAAGAUCCUCGAAUGCUAGCUUUCUUUGAUUCAUUAGUACAAAGAGAACUGGAGGGGUUCAGUUCCAGUGAAGACUUUGCUAGUAGUGAUGAAGAAUUAUUAGAUAGAAUUGAAAAUAUACAUGAUUCUGAUUUCUCAGAUUCAGAUAGUCAUCAUUCAAGGCAUGCUACACAAAACAGAACUUCAAGCAAUCAUAACCAAGAAAACGGUCAGGAGGAUUCUACGGUUAAUUCUUUUUCUGUGACCUUUGCUAGUGCUGCUAAUUCCAGGUCCCUUGAUGGUAAUGCUGUAUCUUCAGGUAAUAUGGAACAUUACAGUGAGAUUUCUAAUAGUUCGGACAAUGAUACAGACUCGGAAAAUAAUUCUCUUCAAGGUGGGAAGACUAUAGAAAAGCUGAUAAAAGAAAGAUGCAAGCAAAUAAAACUAAAUGGAAAGACUAAAAGAAAAAGACCAUUGGUCACCUACAGUUCAGAUUCUAGUGACAGUGAAAAAGACGACAACACAGCAAGUGACAGUUCUACUCAUAGGGAACAAGUUCAAGGCCAUCCACUAAAUAUUCUGUCUGCUUGUAAACAGAGAAAUCACUUACAGUUGAAAAGAUUAAAACUUUUGAGAGAUAGUGCUUUAAACAGUGAUUCAGAUUUAGACGAUGCUGGAAGUUUGGAACUAAACGAGAAGAACAGUAUUCAUAAAAAUGGAGCAUGUGAAAAUUUAACUGAAAAUUCAAAAUGUGAAGAAAAUAAUAAAUGUAAAAACACUGAAGAAGAUAUGGGACCAUACUUAUAUGAAGCUGAAAAUCAGCCAUCUUGUUCAAAAACAUUGGCUGGCCCUUCUUCUGACAGUUUUCCAAUUGUAGAAAAUCAUGAAGGUCCCCAAAAUAGUGAAUCAGAAGUUAAUAGCCAGCAAAAAUGGUCAGAAUUCAAAAGAUUAAAAACAAAAGCUACAUCAAGAAAGUACCGAAGCCAUAGUAAAGCUGAAGAUAAUUAAAAUGAAAUCAUUAUUUUAUGCCAUUUGUCUUUCAUUAUCAUAUGUAUGUUGUAACAUUGUUGGGAGAAUAUAAAGAAGAUUUUCUGAUAAUUUCAGCUGUUGUUCAUAUGCUAUGAGUGUGUAUGAAUAUAUUAUAAAAAAUAGUAAUGAAACAAGUGUUCAGUAGUUCUAAAUCUAAAAGAAAAUGUAUGAUGAGGCCUCUUUUUUCUUCCAUUAUUUGAAUACCACCAAGUGUUAAAAUAAUAUUUAUUCAUUUGGAAAUAAAAGUAGAAUAGGAAUGGAUCUAAGAAAUUUGAAAUUAUGAUUUAUGGGGCUAGAAAAUGUCUCUCAUCAUUUCUUUUAACAUAUGAGCAUGAUAAGUUAGUUCAGUAUUUUACUUUUUGACUUAACAGAUUAUAAAAGAGGUGCUUUGUUCAUAAAAAAAUCAAUGUACAUGUAUACACAUGUUUUAAAAAUUGCUACUUCGACUAAAACUAAAAUAACUCUUUUAUAGCAUUUACUUAACACUUCAUAUAGUGUUUAUUCAACUCAGUAGAGCCAAAUAUAAGCGUAAAGGUAAUAUAUCAACUGUAUUUUCACCUGGACAUUCAAAAUCUUAUUGUUAAACCUAGCUUGUCUGCAUUGAAGUGUUGACCAAAAACAGAUUUUUUUUCUUUCUGUUUUGUAAGUGGGAAUUUAUCAUUAAAUGGCCAUCAGUUUGUAUUUUGGCAUAAAAUGAAGUAGCACAAUUAAAAACCAUAUUUAAUUAUAUUCUUUUGAUGUGUAAUGUGUGCAGAUUGAAAAUAUAAUUGAAAUAAUUUGUUUAAAAUAGGACUGGUCUGCAAGACAUGAAAUCAGAAUGUACAUAUUAUAUAUUUUUUUCUGUAAUAGCUGAUAGUUUCUUUAAUCGAUACAAUUUUGACCAGUUGCAAGAAAAUUCUUCUGCCUGUAUGUGAUGUGGCUUUAAUUAUCUUCUAUAAAUCCAAACUUAUGUUAAUGUUUUAUUUUUCAACAGAAUUAUAAUCCUGUUUGUUAAGUUAUAUCUUUUGUUUUUGUUUUGUAUGAUGAUGUCUAUAUGAUAAAAGGUGAUAACCAUUAAGAUAAAUAUGGGGGGGGGGGGGGGCAUGGAGGGCAUAAGCCUCCUUCUUUGAUUGAUUGGAAAAUUCUAAAGAAUUUUAGCAUAAAAUCGCCUAAAAAAAUGUUUGCCUCGAUCUGCUAGACGGUAUAUAUUCUGUAAUCUCGAAAUAACACCCCCUUUGAAAUAUCCUGGAUCCGCCCCUGAAAUUGUGGACAGUACAAACAUUUUGCUCUGUCCAUUUCCUUGCAUAACACUAUAAUAUUGAAAAUAGAUAAUUGGCAGGUUUAUAUACCAUGCUGUAUACAUGUUACUCAUAUUGUACAGCCAAGUAAAACUCCCAUAGUUCUGAUUGUUUAACAUUAAAUCAUCUUUUAGGGAAAAUUACUUAUUUUUAGUAAAGAAUGUAGACAGACCCUGUUAAGAUUUGACAUUUCUGAGCUAUUCAUUUAAGCUUUGAUAUGAAUAAAAGGAGAUGUUGGGUAUACGUCAAUGAGAUCACAAGCCACUGACUCAAACAACCAAGACAAAUAUAGUGGUCAAUGAUUUUUACAUUUCAGUAAAACCUAUAUCGGUCUCUUAAUUUCUCAAAAUAUUCAGAUAAGCUAUUCUGGAGUUAUAGAAUCUGAGUAAUCAAAUAUCAUGCACUCAUGGAGCUCUUUAUUCUCAGUGUUGUUCAGUAACUUAUUUUUGGUUUUGACUGAUAAAAAUAUUCAAAAUGAAUUUGACAAGGGUUUGGACAUAUGCAUUUAUGUUAUAGCUAAAUUGACUUAUAUGCCAACAAACUGGUUGUUAUCACAAGUCGUAUAUUUUAUUCAUGUGAUCAUGGCCUAGAUCAGUGUUAAAAUUGUAAGUCAUUUAGAUAUUUUACCAUGUAGUAUUUGUUCAAACUUGUGUCUUAAUUCUUUGUACAAUAGUGGCCUUAACUAAAAAUAUAAUUAUCCAGCUAUGAAAAAAAAUUUGUAUUUUGAAUUUUCCUCAUCAAAAUUCAUUACUUACAGUAAUUCCCAAAGAAAAAAAUGUUGAAACUAUCAAACAAUUUUAAAUUCAAAAUAAUAAAAAAUCUUCCAUAUUUGCAUACCUGUAACUUUUGUCAGGUGACAGUGGUAAUUGUAUUUAUAAACAUUUCUGUAUUUUUAAUUCUGUUUGAGAUCUACAAGUCAGUUUUCUAUUUCCUUACAUUAUGUAUAUAUUGUGGAUCAUUUAUGUUGAAAUAGUAAGAAGAAUUGUUAUGUAGUUUAGUUAGGAUCACAGCAUUCAUUACAUAUAAAUAGUAAUCUGUACAAUGUAAUUUCAUUUGUUCUUUAUAAUACAAUUACGAAUUCAAGUAGAACUUUUAAUAUUUGUGUAAAAUUCUAGUUAAGUAAUGCUUCAUAAAAUAUAUUAGAAAAUAUUAAAAACAUGAAAUGAAAUAAAAAGUCAGUUUUAUUUAUA
Messenger RNA from Mytilus californianus (California mussel), 4814 nucleotides. Its product is annotated as DDB1- and CUL4-associated factor 5-like. The transcript has 9 exons. Gene Ontology annotation, biological process: negative regulation of fatty acid biosynthetic process. The coding region runs from base 98 to 2326 and encodes 742 amino acids. Gene Ontology annotation, molecular function: protein binding. The record is from RefSeq and is a predicted model, not a curated record. Gene Ontology annotation, cellular component: cytoplasm; Cul4-RING E3 ubiquitin ligase complex. NCBI's taxonomy places the organism in Eukaryota, Metazoa, Mollusca, Bivalvia, Mytilida, Mytilidae.